This is a messenger RNA of Eucalyptus grandis, 2388 nucleotides long. RefSeq lists its product as uncharacterized. NCBI's taxonomy places the organism in Eukaryota, Viridiplantae, Streptophyta, Magnoliopsida, Myrtales, Myrtaceae. Gene Ontology annotation, molecular function: lipid binding. The coding region runs from base 749 to 2047 and encodes 432 amino acids. The record is from RefSeq and is a predicted model, not a curated record. The transcript has 6 exons.
CUCUUCCCUCUGUCGCGUCCCUACUUCGUUUCCAUCUCACGUUCGGAUUCCCGUCUCGUCUCCCUCUUCUCUCCUCGCCGGAGCGUCUUUGAAAUUCGCCAGAUUUCGCAAUAAUUCCUCUACCGUUGUCCAUACUGUCGUCCAGCGUCAAUUCGAGAUAUUGUAUUGAGCGAUACGGAGAGAGAGAGAGAGAGAGAGACAGAGUGCGCAAAUAUUUGUAGAGAAAUUCGCACAUAAAUACAGGAGAGGAAGGGAAUUCCCUGGACCUACGGCAAUCCUUGCGAGGCGUCUGUCGACCGCUUAUCUCGAAGCCCUCUUAUCCGCAGAGCCUGACACUCCCCUUGUCUCUAUUCGUUUUCUCUUCUUCCCAAUCUAUCUUUUCUUCUCCCCCUUUCUCUCUCUCUUUCUCUGCAGCACCGAAUCUUUAUCUUUAUCUCUUCGUCGCCUCUCCUUAUCUUUGUUAGUUUUAUUACGUAUAUACUUCGCCGGUGGGCAUAACUUUCCGUCCCCUCAAUAAAGAUUUCAUUUUUUUCCGUCGCCGGUCUGGUUGGUGUUUAGGGUUCGUCUUCCCCCUCCCUUAUCUUGAAACCCUCGAGAAUCGCUGCGCCUAACGCUUUAUCAUUUUCGAUUGAUUCGAGGGUUUUUCUCUUUUUCCCUUUUCUUAUUAAUCCCACAAAUUAGUUUUCUUCAUCUGGGUGCUUAGGAUAUUCGUCGUCUUUAUCGGGUUUGGCUGUGUUCGGAGCUUGCAAUGGCGUUAAUUUCGAUUCUUUCGGAGAUCUUGCAAAGACCCACGAUUUGGGGCGUCCUGGGCGAGCUCAUGUUGUUCGUGGCUCCCGUUUGGAUUGCUGUCAUUGUUGGGGUUUUGGUUGGAUGGGCGUGGAAGCCCAAAUGGGCGAACCUGGGCAAGGAUUUCUUUGAUUGCCCCAAGGGGAAUUCUUUGGAGUCUCUGAUGCCGUCUUGCCUCGGCAGGAGCUUGGUUCCGAGCUUGAAUUCAUCGAAAUUGCAGCUGACGAGCUUCAUUUCUUCGGUCGCCAAUGAUGGGGCUGAGAAGGAGGCUUCUGCUGUGCCGCCGACCAUGAGUUCCGAUUGCAGUUCAUCACAUUCAUCACAGGGUGAGAGAGAAUUGUCGGGUCUCGUUGGGGACGACGAUCUAGAGCAUAUAUGCCGGCUUGUUGAAGUGACUGAUGGAGGUCCUGCUUGGAUUCAGAUGAUGGACCGAUCCACAGCAACUAUGGGUUAUCAAGCUUGGCGUAGAGAUCCUGAGACUGGGCCUCCACAAUACCGCAGUAGUACUGUUUUCGAGGAUGCCACUCCUGAACUAGUGAGAGAUUUCUUCUGGGACGAUAGUUUUAGACCUAAGUGGGAUGACAUGCUUAUUCAUGCUACAACCUUAGAGGAGUGUCCCACUACAGGCACAAUGAUGGUGCAGUGGUUGCGCAAGUUUCCAUUUUUCUGUAGUGACAGAGAGUACAUCAUAGGCCGUCGAAUUUGGGAAUCAGGAAGACAGUAUUAUUGCGUUACAAAGGGAGUUCCCAACUCUGUUCCCAGGCGCAACAAACCGAGACGUGUCGAUUUAUACUAUUCAAGUUGGUGCAUUCGCGCAGUUGAAUCAAAGAAAGGUGAUGGGCAGCUUAGUGCUUGUGAAGUAUUGCUCUUCCACUACGAAGACAUGGGCAUACCCUGGGAGAUUGCGAAGCUCGGAGUCCGCCAAGGCAUGUGGGGAGCUGUGAAGAAAAUUGAGCCUGGUUUGCGUGCAUAUCAAAAGCAAAGGUCCUCUGGGUCUCAGCUGUCACGCUGUGCCUUCAUGGCUCAAAUCAAUACAAAAAUCAGCAUGGACUACCUCCGAUCCCUGGAAGGUACUGUCAGCAAUUCAUCCGAAAUUGAACGCUGCGAUUCAUCCGAGCAGCAUCCUCGGAAGAACAUACCUAAAGUCCUCGUCAUCGGAGGGGCCAUAGUCCUUGCAUGUAGUCUUGAUCGGGGACUCUUGACCAAGGCGGUUAUAUUCGGAGUUGCCCGAAGAUUCGCUAAAAUGGGAAGGAAGUUAUGAUUCAAAUGCUUCCUGAAUUACACCCUGGUGCUGUUGAAAGUCUCGGCUGCGGGAGGUGGGAGACUUGUCGAGAUGGCCCACUGUAUCUAAGAAACCCUUUGAAAAGGAAGAGGGGGCCAGUGUAUUUUCAUUCUUUAGAUCGUUUUGAUUUUGGUUUAGCCGUGAAGCAAGCCUCUGAUCAGGAAGCGAUAUUGAUACCUGUAUUAACUGAUAAGUCUUAAUACCAUUGUUGCACCAUGUACUUGCAAGGAUAACAAAGAAUGCUGAGUGUCCAGUUUUUUAAACUUUGUUACAUUACAUGAGAAGAACGUUGUGGAGAGAGUGAACUUAGAAUUUUGUUC